GUGAAACAGUGUGUUGAUGUUUCAGGGCAAAGGGCAUGAGGGUCAAACUGUCCCACCUGACCGAAAAGCAGGAGUGGGUUCACAAACACAGAGCGUGUGAGAAGCUGCCUCAGGACCUGGAGUCUCUGCUCAACAGCAAGCCGGGCAUCCAGGCGUUUCGCUGCUUCCUGCGCUCCGAGUUCAGCGAGGAGAACCUGGAGUUCUGGCUGGCGUGUGAAGAGUACAAGAGCACAUCCGGGUCCAGACUGACGGAGAGAGCUCACAACAUCUACAUGCAGUUCAUCAACCCUGACGCUCCUCGGGAGGUGAAUCUGGACAGUGAGACCCGCGAGGCGUUGAUGGGGCUGAUGGAGGAGCCCACAGCGGACACGUUCGACGAGGCUCAGCACCGGAUCUUCUCUCUGAUGGCUAAAGACUCGUUCCCACGUUUCCUGCGCUCCUCUUUCAGCCAGCAGCCUCUCAGAGUCCUCAGGAAAACAUUUUUUGAGAGACACCAGGACUGCCGCAGACUGGUGUGGUAACAGAAAUUGAAAAGGAU
This is a messenger RNA of Carassius auratus (goldfish), 538 nucleotides long. RefSeq names its product regulator of G-protein signaling 21-like. The record is from RefSeq and is a predicted model, not a curated record. NCBI's taxonomy places the organism in Eukaryota, Metazoa, Chordata, Actinopteri, Cypriniformes, Cyprinidae. Bases 36 to 521 code for a protein of 161 amino acids. The transcript has 5 exons.